GGACCAGAAGGAGAACCAGCCGCGGGACGAAAAGGGGCGCGAGCCCCGGGGGCCGCCGCCAUUACCGCCGUCGCCUCAGGACUGCGAGGAGAGGCUGGACCGCGCGGGCAAACAGUGCUGCCAGUUUGAUGACCAAGAAACAAAUGGGAAGGAGCCCGUUAGCCCCAGUGCGAGUGACUUCAGUGACCCAGUUUACAAAGAGAUCGCUGUUACCAACGGGCACAUUAAUCGAAUGAGCAAAGAAGAACUGCGAGCCAAACUUUCCGAAUUUAAGCUUGAAACCAGAGGGGUAAAAGAUGUGCUGAAAAAGAGACUAAAAAACUACUACAAGAAGCAGAAGCUGAUGCAGAAGGAGGACGGUCCCACUGCCGAUUACUAUGACUACAUCUGUGUCAUUGACUUCGAGGCCACGUGUGAAGAGGGCAACCCCCCGGAGUUCAUCCACGAAAUCAUCGAAUUUCCUAUUGUCCUCUUAAAUACGCACACCUUAGAAAUUGAGGAUACGUUUCAGCAGUAUGUGAGGCCAGAAAUUAACACCCAGCUUUCAGACUUUUGCAUCAAUCUCACAGGAAUCACUCAGGAUCUGGUGGACAGAGCGGAUACGUUUCCUCAGGUGCUUCAAAAAGUAGUUGAAUGGAUGAGACAAAAGGAGCUGGGGACAAAGUAUAAAUAUUCCAUACUGACUGAUGGUUCAUGGGAUAUGAGUAAAUUCCUGACGAUUCAGUGUCGGAUCAGCAGUCUCAAGUAUCCUGCUUUCGCUAAGAAGUGGAUCAACAUCCGAAAAUCUUAUGGAAACUUCUACAAGGUGCCCAGGAGCCAGACGAAACUGGCCAUCAUGCUGGAAAAGCUGGGGAUGAGCUACGCUGGUCGGCCCCACAGCGGCCUGGACGACUCCAAGAACAUCGCCCGCAUCGCCGUGCGCAUGCUCCAGGACGGUUGCCAGCUGCGUGUCAACGAGAAGAUGCACGCCGGCCAGCUCACCAGCGUCACUUCGGCCACCCCCAUAGAGGGCAUGCCUGCCCCAAACAUGCCCCGAGUCCGGAACUAGCCCUUUCCCGGAGGUGGGAUGCCAGGGGGCACCGGCGGGCCUCAAGCUGCCCCGGAGAGGGAGCCGGCGGCCACCAGCCAUCUGGUUUCACGCUGCAAGAGCCCAGCACCUUACACGUCCAGAGUUCCCCUUGCAAUUUUAGCUCUAUAUUUGUUGGACAGAGGAGGGAAAAUGUUGGAAUUCCUGUAGUUUUGUAAAAAAAAAAAAAAUUUUGAUAACAGCACUUUGGAUACUAGCAGUAUUGCUGACUGAAGAGCUUUUUACCCCAGCUCAGUAACAUGAGACUUUUCCCAUUCCCAUCCAGGUCCCAUUUAUCUGACAGGUUCCUGCCAAAUGGCUGGUGUGCCCCCCACCCCCUGCAAACAGCCCAAGCCUUCGGCCUCCAUCGUGGAGGGGAAGUCUCAGACCCAGGAGGUCAGUCCCUCUGGUUUAAGCAGAGCUUUUGCUUUAUAAAAAGAUCCAAAUCGUUUUACUAGGAGAGUUAUAGUUAUCCUAAUGUUGCUACUUCCAUUCUCAGCCUUAGUUAGGCAGGCGGCUGCAGUAGGCCCAGUAUAGGCCAAUGAUGAGCCCAUUGAGACGAGUUAACAGAAUCGAGAUAUAUGAACAGAGGGGGAAAGGAAAUGUGGGACACUUGCCAGGGAAUUGGUCUCCGCAAUCCUCGUGUGAAUCGGAGCCACCCGGAAGUUCCUGGACCUCCACUGUUAGUGACCAAAUCAGGCUAGGUUGAUCCUUAGACUUUGAAAGUGGGUUCUUCUUUGUUGUCAGCUGAGCAGUGACCAGGCUAACAGUCAAUUUGCAGAGAGAGAGAGAGAGUGAGUGUGUAUGUGUGUGCAUGCGCGCGCAUGAAUGCAUGCCUGUGUGCACACUCUGUAAGAAGGCUGUGAUCAGGGCUGCCAGUCUGGUUCUGGGGGUUGUGGACCAGGGAUUUCAUGUGGUGGACAUGGCCCUAAGGGGACCAGCUGCCAAUUCUGGAAAGUUGCAGAGGAUGAUUUUCGGCUGCAAGACUAAUGGGCCAUGCGCCGUCCCCUGGGUUAUGUCAGGAUAGACUUGCUCACAGAGUUAGUUCUCUGUUAGAGGGAGGACAGAGAAACCUGUAACCCUGAAAAAACCCUUUCUUAGUCACUCUGACAGCCUUUGGGGAGGGGUCCUCAUGGCAGGGACCACUCAGGUGCCUGUGGCAUUAUGUUUACAUUUCCCACUUGGUUUUUAAUCAUUGUAGAAUCAGUUCUGCUGGUAAAUGGGAUGGGACAAUAGGGAGUUGACAGUGCCCACCUACCCUCCAACAAGGAGUAGGGGAUUGCAGCUGGCACCCAUUUCUUCGGGAAGCAGUUGUGGGGCAUGGGGGUUGGGGGGAUGGAGGAGAAAGAACCAGCCUACCAACUCCACGGUCCAUUUUGGACAGGAGGCCCAGGUUCUCGGUAUUUACCAAUAUCUAAACACAUUUUCAGAUGUAAAAUUGUAAUAAAGAAGUUGAGAAUC
Messenger RNA from Tachyglossus aculeatus (Australian echidna), 2527 nucleotides. RefSeq names its product exoribonuclease 1 (gene ERI1). Gene Ontology annotation, biological process: exonucleolytic trimming to generate mature 3'-end of 5.8S rRNA from tricistronic rRNA transcript (SSU-rRNA, 5.8S rRNA, LSU-rRNA). NCBI's taxonomy places the organism in Eukaryota, Metazoa, Chordata, Mammalia, Monotremata, Tachyglossidae. Gene Ontology annotation, molecular function: 3'-5'-RNA exonuclease activity; nucleic acid binding. Bases 233 to 1048 code for a protein of 271 amino acids. Gene Ontology annotation, cellular component: nucleolus; cytoplasm. The record is from RefSeq and is a predicted model, not a curated record. The transcript is spliced from 7 exons.